Canariomyces notabilis is the source of this 3408-nucleotide messenger RNA. RefSeq names its product Rho GTPase activation protein. Gene Ontology annotation, biological process: regulation of GTPase activity. The record is from RefSeq and is a predicted model, not a curated record. The annotation marks the transcript as partial. Lineage: Eukaryota; Fungi; Ascomycota; Sordariomycetes; Sordariales; Chaetomiaceae. The transcript has a single exon.
AUGGAUGCGAGGUCCUUCUCCCAGGGGAGCAGUUCCCACAGUGGCGCCGUCUCCCCCCUUCCUGACCGGCUGACUCAGGGUCCGGCACUCUCCACAGUUUCCGAACUCCCAUCGUCGCGCGGUGCAGAGAGACUCUCCACGGGCAGCUACCUCGGGACCCCUAGACAAGGUGGCGCUGGUGUGCAGAGCACCAUCAGAGCUGUGACACCCGAGAUAGCCGAUGUCACACUCAGUGGCUUGGAAGGCGCUGCCGGAACCACGCCGCUCAGCGUCGGCUCCGUGCCGACCUCGCCAAGGUCCAUGCCCGCCGCUCCGGCCGGCUUGCCAACCAGACGUCAGGGCGUGGUGUUCCACGACACUUUCCCCGGUUCUCUGGCUGGGGCCCCGUCUAGUCCCCCGCUGCGGCCGCCCUCCUUCAGACCUAGGACUCAUACCAUGGACGGUGCUCUCCGGCAGCACCUCACUCCUGGCAUCGAGGCGCGCCAUCGGGUCGGCUCCUUCUCCUCGGCCGCCUCUCUUUCAAUCGCCGACGACCAUCACAGAUCUCCCAAUGCUCAGUCGCAGCUUGAUUCGUACAAGUCCGCGGAUCUGCAACCGUCCACUGCUUCCUCGCUCCCCAAGGAUAAAAAGUCCUCUGGUGCCAGGAGUCGCUUGACCAAGCGGCCGCUGUCCCGGCCCAGCUCACCUCUCUCGUCACUGCCGCCUUCCGUAGAUUCCCUGCCUCUCCCUAUACCUACUGCGGAUGCCAACAGGGUGUUGCUUUUGAUGAAGAACCUCUGCGGGAGAAUGCGCGGCGAGAUCGAGUACCAGAGGGACACCGAUGGGCCUUGGUAUGGCGGCGUGGGCUAUAUCGAAGAGGAGAAGGGGAGCUUGAUGUUUGACCCCGGCGAAAGCGGCCCUUUCCAUGUCACCCUGGUCUCUGACCUUCGCGGGUGUCGAGUUGUCCCAGUGGAACGGCCCGACAGAGCCUAUCAAUGCCUAGAGAUAAUAAGCGCUUCACCUGGCGGGGUGCUCUUCAUACAGCCGCUGGUCGCUGAGGAACUAGACCUUUGGCUGGCCGCGUUGCUCUGCUGGCAGCAGCUGCGGCCCGCCGGCGCCAAACUUCCGGUUGCCCGUCCUGCCGAGAUGAAGCGCCGCGUCUCGUCACCCGGCCUCCGGGAACAGGCCGCAAUCAUCAAGGUUGGCAAGGUCAUGCUUUGGGACAAGGGAACCGCGACAUCUCCCCGCGCCAUCGUAAAGCGGCCGUCGACGCGUGAUCUGAGGUCUUCGCAGACUGGCUGGAGGAGGGUGUCCUGCAUCCUUCACGACAACGGCGAGCUUAAAAUUAUGACAGAAAACGAUGUAACGGUGCUGUCGUUGAUUGAGCUCUCGCAGCUCGCGCGGCCGGCCAUCCAGCAGCUCGACAGGUCUGUCUUGGACGAAGAUUUCUGCUUAGCCAUCUUCCCCAUCUACGCGUCUACCUCGACCCAGCUGUCAAUAUUCAGACCGAUAUAUAUAUCCUUGGAAUCCAGGGUGUUGUUUGAGGUUUGGUUUGUGCUGUUGCGUGCUUUUACCAUCCCGGAUGUGUACACUUUGGACCCUACCAAUGGGGGGCGAGUUUACGAGGUGACGGAUCUGCAGGAGGAACCGGCCGGGGAGAUAUUCAGGGUAGAAAAGACCGUCUCUCUCAGAGUCACCGAGGCCAAGAUUCGACACCGGUCUCCGACCGGUGAGGGGGUUAGCACUGCUGAGCGCAACGGGAAAGCAUCCGAGUCCGACCCUACCGUUGGCAACUAUCUAGCCGAGGUCAUACUCGACGGUGAGGUGCGCGCGAGAACGGCGACCAAGAUGGAUACAAAUAAUCCGUUUUGGCGUGAGGAUUGCGAGUUUCUCGAUCUCCCUGCAUCGCUUCCCUAUCUCUCGGUGCUUCUAAAGAGGGUCGAUGGCAACAUGGACAGCUUCAGUCAUCAGCUACAGGCCACACUAGGUUUGGCAAAGACUGGAAAUAUCACAGAAGUGCUUUGCGGUUCUGUCGACAUUCCGCUGCACCAGUUGGAUCGCGGAAAGGAUCACGAGCAGUGGCUCCAGAUCUGGGACGACCGGCAACAAUCCGUCGGGUCCAUGCUCGUCAAAGUCCACCAUGAAGAGCUCGUAGUGCUGCUCCAAGAAAACUAUCAACCGCUCGCCGAGCUCUUGCACCGAUUCAGCUCCGGGUUGACCGCCCUGAUCACCGAAGCACUGCCCGGCCGCCUGCGCCGGGUUGCCGAGAUUUUUGUAAACAUUUUCCAGGUCUCAGGUACCGCAGGCGAGUGGAUCAUGAACAUGGUUGAGGAAGAGAUUGAUGGCAUUGGGAACCAAGCGUCGUUGAAGAAGCCAAGGUUCAGCAGCCGUCUCAGGUCCAGCGAGUCGAUUGAGUCCAUCAGCGAUCGGGAGCAGAUCGUUCGUGACCUGGGCAAGUCGCUCCAAGGCGAGGCCAACCUACUCUUCCGAGGGAAUUCUUUAUUAACGCAGGCUCUGGAGUUCCACAUGCGUCGACUAGGCAAGGACUACUUGAGAGAGACGCUUGCCUCCAAGAUCAACGAGAUCAGCGAGCUUGAGACGAGUUGCGAGGUGGACCCUAGCAAGGUGCAUCAUAGCGAGGACAUCCAACAUAAUUGGAAGCAGCUCAUCCAGCUGACUUCGGAGCUCUGGGACUGCAUCGCCUCGUCGGUUGAUCGUCUGCCCCCCGAGCUCAGGCAUAUCCUCAAGUACAUUCGCGCCGUCGCCGAGGACCGCUAUGGCGACUUUCUGCGCACCGUAUCCUACACAUCGGUUUCGGGCUUUCUAUUCCUGCGCUUCCUAUGCCCGGCCAUCCUGAAUCCGAAGCUGUUCGGCCUUCUGCGCGACCAUCCCCGUCCCACCGCCCAACGCACCCUGACGCUCAUCGCCAAGUCACUCCAGGCCCUUGCGAACCUGUCAACCAUCGGCAAGAAGGAGACAUGGAUGGAGCCCAUGAACCGCUUCAUCAACGCCCAGCGCCAGUCCUUCAAAGACUUCCUCGACGCCGUGUGCGCCAUCCCUGCCGAUCGCACAAAGGCCCCGCCGCCUGCGUCUUACUCGACCCCGAUCGCCAUCCUCAACCGCCUGUCGCCUCUUGCGCGGGAAGGUUUCCCCUCGUUGCCAUACCUCGUCGAUCACGCCCGUAAUUACGCCCUGCUCGUUAAGCUCUGGGCAGAUGCCCACCCUCCCUCGGCAGGCACAUCCCAGGUGUACGAAGGAGACCUGCUCAAGUUCCACACGCUGUGCGUCGACCUACACCAGCGCGCCAUGGAGUGCUUCACCCGCAUUGAGAGUUUGCGCGCGGCGGCGGCGGCCGCCGAGGUGGCCAGCCAGGCGGGCGGCGCUGCCGACGAUCAGCUAGCAGACGUGAUGGACCGUAUCAGCCUCGGC